This is a messenger RNA of [Torrubiella] hemipterigena, 1341 nucleotides long. Lineage: Eukaryota; Fungi; Ascomycota; Sordariomycetes; Hypocreales; Clavicipitaceae. The record is from the annotation of a GenBank genome assembly.
AUGAUGAGUGUCUCUGCGGCGGUCGACGUGUUAUUUCUCUCAUUUAACUGCGCAAAGGCACUGAUUGACGUGCCCGUGUUUGCGGGCCAUGUUGAGAAUGUCUUUCAUACGAGGGCGACGGAGUUGCCCGAGAUUGUUGUCUUCUCUCUGCAGGAAAUCGCACCCUUGAGCUACGCAUUCAUUGGUGGCAGCUUUCUCAACUCGUACAUUCACCGAUUUGAGAGCGCCUUGAACCUAGCCGCCGAGCAGUUUUCUUCACCCUCACAAUCGUCCUCGUCAGCUAACGACCAACAAUCACAACAAAAGCAGACAUACUCACGCAUCCGGUUCAAGAAUGUCGGGUACACGGCCAUUGCGCUGUUUGCGCGCGAGUCGGGCCGCGUGCACCACGUCCGCGAGGCAGAGGUUGGCUUUGGCGCCGCCGAGAUGGGCAACAAGGGCGCCGUGGGCCUGCGGCUAGAGUAUCACGGCGAAGGGGGCGAGACGACCCUCACAUUUGUGGCGACGCAUCUGGCCGCCAUGGAGUGGAACUUGUCCAAGCGGAAUGACAAUUGGGCGUCGAUUAUGCGCUGCAUGACGUUUGGGGAUCCUGCUCAGAUUAAGACGGGAGAGUCAGAUGGGGAUGAGCAGGGCUUAUUGUUGGCAGACGAGACGACACUACAGGAUAUAUCUAUUUUCAACCCGGCGUCGCAUCUCUUUGUAGGCGGCGACUUGAACUACCGUAUUUCAGCAGAGUCGCCGGCGCCGGGGGCCGCGUUCCCCAGCAUGGACGCCGAUUCGGAGGACUACUAUCCCAAGUUCUUUGAGCGGGACCAGCUUACGCAGGAGAGAAGGGCGGGCAGGACGAUGCAUGGGCUUACAGAGGAGAAAGUCACGUUUGCGCCGACGUACAAGUACGAUGUGGAGGACGACGGGUCGGAGCCGGUGAAGUGGAAGUUUGCGGCGCAUAGAUACCCGAGCUGGACAGACAGGAUUUUGUAUCUGGACUUGCCGCCGUGGGUCAAGGCGGCGGGCAAGAAGAUGCAUGUGCGUGCGUAUGAUUCCCUGCCGGUGCUGCGGACGAGCGAUCACAGACCCGUGUAUUUACGAGUGGAUGUGCCGCUUGUGGGUGCGGCUGAGAUGCGCGCGCCAGAAGGGGUCGCCGAGGGUAAAGACGAUCCGCGCCUGAGGAUGCCUGUUGAGAUUGACUCGGGGGCGUGGGAGCGGCGCGAGGCCGCGAAGCGCAAGGAGGUGAUGCUUGGCUGGAGCACGUUGCUUUGGAGUACGAGGGAGGGCGCGGUGGUGGUGGGCACGUUUUUGAUGGCGACGAUGGGAGCAUAUUGGUUCUUUUUCCGGGCGUAG